Messenger RNA from Rhinichthys klamathensis goyatoka, 7097 nucleotides. RefSeq names its product TAO kinase 2a (gene taok2a). Lineage: Eukaryota; Metazoa; Chordata; Actinopteri; Cypriniformes; Leuciscidae. Gene Ontology annotation, molecular function: ATP binding; protein kinase activity. Gene Ontology annotation, biological process: protein phosphorylation. The record is from RefSeq and is a predicted model, not a curated record. The coding region runs from base 466 to 3906 and encodes 1146 amino acids. The transcript has 20 exons.
UUCGCUCCCGCCCCACGUAGCCAUUUUGCGUUUCCUGGACAAAAAAAGGAGAUGAGAUAGAAAGACAAUCAGACACAGAAUAUAUUUAGUCUUCAAAUCAUAUCUAGAAUCAAAAGCGCGGAUGUAACUGUGCAAUAUGAUAGGCGCGGGAGCGGGCGAGCAGGUACACCAGCCGCGGCCCGUAUUCAAAGUGGAAACAGUUGGCUAGCUGGCUAACGAGCCGUUAGCGAGAGAGUGAGAUAAAGACUUCAUAUACACUAGAGUUUUAGGACAUACAUGCGUAUACAAUUAUACUCUUCUGCACGCUAGAAGGCGGACGUUGGUAGAAAAAAUGGACCGUGUGUUGAUUUGAAACGUCGCAGCGGGCAAAAAACAGCAAACGCCACGGUUUUUGCGGAGGAAGCCGGAUAACUGUUUAUUCACAGGGAAUAAAGAGGAGGAUCGCAGCACGCCACGGAGCCAGUCAUGCCUGCCAGUGUGCGUACUGGGACCCUGAAGGACUCAGAGGUGUCUGAGCUCUUCUACAGAGAUGAUCCUGAGAAGCUCUUCACUGAUCUGCGGGAAAUCGGUCAUGGCAGCUUUGGAGCUGUGUACUUUGCUCAUGAUGUGCGUUCCAAUGAAGUUGUGGCCAUCAAGAAGAUGUCGUUCAGUGGCAAGCAGUCCAAUGAGAAAUGGCAAGACAUCAUAAAAGAGGUGAAGUUCUUGCAGAAGCUCAGACACCCCAAUACCAUCGAAUACAAAGGGUGCUACCUCAGAGAGCACACAGCAUGGCUGGUGAUGGAAUACUGUCUAGGAUCAGCCUCUGAUCUUUUAGAGGUGCAUAAAAAGCCUCUUCAAGAGGUGGAAAUAGCUGCUAUUACCCACGGUGCACUUCAGGGCCUCGCCUACCUUCACUCUCAUAACAUGAUACACAGAGAUGUGAAGGCAGGUAAUAUUCUGCUAACUGAGCCUGGUCAGGUGAAGCUUGGAGAUUUUGGCUCUGCCUCAAUAGUUUCUCCCGCCAACUCUUUUGUGGGUACACCUUACUGGAUGGCCCCAGAAGUGAUCCUAGCCAUGGACGAGGGGCAGUACGACGGGAAAGUGGACGUCUGGUCUCUCGGCAUCACCUGCAUCGAACUAGCUGAAAGGAAGCCGCCCUUGUUCAAUAUGAAUGCUAUGAGUGCCUUAUACCACAUUGCGCAAAACGAAAGCCCUGUCCUGGCGUCAAACCACUGGUCGGACUACUUCCGUAACUUUGUGGACUCUUGUCUUCAAAAGAUCCCUCAGGACAGGCCUACCUCAGAUGUGCUGCUCAAUCACCAUUUCCUAUGUCGAGAGCGCGCUCAUUCUGUAGUGAUGGAUCUGAUCACGCGCACCAAAGACGCUGUGCGAGAGCUGGACAACCUGCAGUACAGGAAGAUGAAGAAGAUCCUGUUUCAGGAAACCCUCAAUGGCCCCACACAGGAAGGAGGAGAGGAAGAAGAGGAAGCAGAGCAGUACCUCCUGCAGACAGGCACGGUGAACAGUAUGGAGAGCUCUCAGUCAGUGCCCUCCAUGUCUAUCAGCGCCAGCUCCCAGAGUUCCUCAGUCAACAGCCUGGCCGAUGGCUCGGACGACAGUGCUGAGAUGGCCAUGAUGCAGGAGGGAGAACAGACUGUCACGUCUAACAGCUCUAUUAUACACCGCCCCACUACGCGUGAUAAUAUUUAUGACGAUCCUUAUCAGCCGGAGAUGGAGUCGCAGCAGCAGCCGUCGUCGGCCGCUCGGAGGAGGGUGCACAGAAACCGAGACCAUUUUGCCACCAUCCGCACAGCCUCACUGGUGACCCGUCAGAUUCAGGAGCAUGAGCAGGGCUCAGCUCUGAGGGAGCAGAUGUCCGGGUACAAGCGCAUGAGGAGGCAGCACCAGAAACAACUGCUGGCUCUGGAGAACAAACUCAAGUCUGAGAUGGAUGAACAUCAGCUCAGGCUGGACAAAGAGCUGGAGACCCAGAGAAACAACUUUGGAAGUGAAGCAGACAAGCUGAGUAAGAAACAUCAGGCCAUCCUGGAAAAAGAGAUUAAAGCUGCGCAGACGGAAGAGAAGAAAUUUCAGCAGCACAUUUUGAACCAGCAGAAGAAGGAACUCAACGGCCUGCUGGAUUCCCAGAAACGGCAGUACAGGCAACGCAAGGAGCAGCUAAAGGAGGAGCUGAAUGAGAACCAGUCCACACCGAAGCGAGAGAAGCAGGAAUGGCUGGUGAGGCAGAAGGAGUGUAUGCAGCAGAUCCAGGCUGAAGAAGAGGCUUCUUUAUUGCGGCGACAAAGGCAGUAUUACGAGCUGCAGUGCAGACAGUAUAAAAGGAAAAUGCUGCUCGCGAGACACAAUCUGGAGCAGGACCUGCUUAGAGAGGACCUGAAUAAGCGUCAAACCCAGAAGGAUCUGGAGUGCGCCAUGUUGUUGAGACAUCAUGAGUCCACUCAGGAGCUGGAGUUCAGGCAGCUAGCACUGGUUCAGCGUACUCGGGCCGACCUGAUCCGAACACAGCACCAAAGCGAACUGGCCAAUCAGAUGGAGUAUAAUAAGCGGCGUGAGCAGGAACUCCGUCAGAAACACGCUGUGGAGGUCCGCCAGCAACCUAAAAGCUUAAAGACGAAAGAGCUCCAGAUCAAACGUCAGUUCCAAGACACCUGUAAGAUUCAGACACGGCAAUACAAAGCCCUGCGGAACCACCUGCUGGAGACCACGCCCAAAUCAGAGCAUAAAACCGUACUGAAGAGACUCAAAGAGGAGCAAACACGUAAACUGGCCAUCUUGGCCGAACAGUACGACCAUUCCAUCAGAGACAUGCUGUCCACACAGGCUGUGAGUAAGUUGCGAUUGGAUGAGACGCAGGAGGACGAGUACAGAGCACUGCGCAUGCAGCUGCAGCAGGAAUUGGAGCUGCUAAAUGCCUAUCAGAGCAAAAUAAAGAUGCACACAGACACACAACACGAGAGAGAGGCCAAAGACCUGGAGCAGAGGGUGUCUAUACGGAGAGCUCUUCUUGAGCAGAGGAUCGAGGAGGAGAUGUUGUCGUUGCAGAACGAGCGUUCUGAGCGAAUCCGGGCUCUGCUCGAGCACCAAGCUCGAGAAAUCGAGUCCUUUGAUUCGGAGAGCAUGCGCCUGGGCUUCAGUAACAUGGCUUUGAGUGGAAUCCCUGCUGAGGCUUACAAUCAGGGCUACCCCAACCCUCCUUCCUCCGGCCCUGGGGGCUGGCCGUCCCGUCCUGUGCCUCGUUCAGGCAGUCAGUGGAGCCAUGGCGUCCAAAACUCAGCGGCGCCGCCCUCCUGGCGAAGUCAGAACAGUACAGCCGGGUUCAGCCGAGCGGAGCAAAUCUCCAGCCGGGAGAGAGAUCGAGAGAGGGAUUUAGAGGGAAUGGGUGCCCGUGGCUUUCCGAGCUCUCGCUCCUCUGCCUCGUCUGCAUCGUCGUCGUCGUCGUCCUCGCAUCAUCACCUCCGCUACAUACCGCAGCAUUACCACCACCAGAGUACACCACACCUGUACCGCGACAACCGAGAGAGGGAGUGGGGAGGUGGUGGAGGAGGAGGUGGUCACCACUCCUCUUCAUCCUCCUCUCAUGGCCACUCGCAUCACAUUUCUUCCCAUGGCUCUUCCCAAUCCCUUGCUCUCCUCCCUCCACCUCCUCCUCCUCCACCCAUCUCACUUUCCACAUCUUCUCCCCAGUCCUCCUCCUCCUCUUCCUCCUCUCAGAGUGGCUAUGGUGGAAGGGGCGAGGGCCUGGCUGUGAGGGGCCCCAGCCUGAUGGCUCUGAGAAACAGUCCAGGACCCCUUCGGAGAACCGCCUCGGGCGGAGGUGCCGGUGGGUCGGGCGGGGACGGAGGUUUGAGUCGGAGUACAUCAGUGACGUCGCACAUCUCCAACGGAUCCCACCUCUCCUACUCGUAGAAAGUCAGACAGGAAGUUCAGAACAUUUUGCGGGCUUUAGCAGGGGAGAAAAGCCCUUGACGUAGCUCGUUUAGGAGUUAAACGGAGACGAGGAGGAAAAAACGUAUUUAGAUGGUCAGACCUUUACUUACAAGAAGAUAGAUCUCAGGGUUUCCGGGGGAUAGUGAUUCGGGAGGGCUCAGGGUUUAGAUCGGGAACAGAAAAGACGAGAUGUACUGUUACAGGAGCAGAAAGCUAUACUGUUGAGUGUGUGGGAGAGAAAGGAUGAAAAUAACACAAGUGGUGCCAAUGCUGUAGAUUGGGCUCAUCCUUAACUGGUCCAUUUUAGUUUUAUUUUAUUUUAAACGGUCAGACAGACCCAUUGAAUUCUGCUCUUUCAUGUCCAGGAAUUUUCUUGCACGUCUAAAGGUUGAAGAUUUGAACUUUUUACAGAUAUUAUUUUAUGCUUAAUCCUGGUUCAUGUUAAGCUGAAUUCAUUUUGUGCAAUUCAAGGGUUUCCUUUUUAAAAGAAUAGUUUGCCAAAAAUGAAAGAUCUGUUAUUAUUUACUCUCUCUCUCAUGUUGUUCCAAACCCUACAUACUGUUAUUUUUUUCAUAGAACACAAAAGGAGAGUUUUUGGAGGAUCUUUUAAGCAGCACUUUUCUAUGCAACAAGAGUUCUUAGGACUUCAGAGUUUUCUGAAGCCACUUGAAUGCUUUGUUUGAGCAGAUCAAAAUUUGGGUCUGAAAAAUAAUAGUACAUUCAUGAAUCCAACAACCGCUUGGAUUUUCAUGCGUCAGAACCGAAUGUAGUUCACUUUGUCUUUUUUUUAGAGCUGUGAACCUGCGUUAUUUGGAAAAGAGCUGCUUUAAAGGGAAAGUUUACCCCAAAAAUGAAAACUCUGUCGUCAUUUACUCGCCUGCAUGUCGCCCCAAACCCAUACGACUUUCUUUCUUCUGUGGAACAUAAUAAAAUAUAUUUUUAGAACAUUCUUUAAACAUUCUUGUUUUGCUGCAGAAAGUAAGUCUGCUUUGACAUGACAGAAUUUUCAUCUUUAAGCUCUUUCUAAUAUCUCUGUGUUUUGCAGAUAAAUAACAAAAUACAGGUUUAAAACGACAUGAGGGUGAGUGAAUAAUGGCAGAAUUAUUCAUUGACUCUGAGCGUCUCUUGAGUUUGAGCCAGAGGAUGAGUCCUUUUCAAUUUUUACUGCUAGCGAGCGAGUCGGAUGCAAUAGAAGGUGCUGUAGCAUGUGCAGAAACUUGUGGAAGGGAGAAGAGGUGUAAACUGAGGAACUAAAAGGGUGAUUGAACUGAUUUUUGUGUAAUUAUGUAGAUAGUACUAAAACAAUACUAAAAGAACAUCAAUCAUUGAUGGGUUUUAAACUGUACAUUUGUAUUUGAGUCAAGGAUGGGAGGCAGUUUUUUUAUUUUGAAAUGAUUUUCGUAUUCUGUAUUCUUUUGUUUAUUUUUUUUAAACAAUGCCACACGUUAUACUGCCAUCUAGAGGCUCAACUGACCUAAAGCAACUCCGCCCACUGUCCUUAUAAGGGCAAGCUGCCAUUUAAGUUGUGUUUGGUUUAGGUUUAAACUGGGCUGUCAUUCAGUGUCUGUUUUUAGCAUAGGUGUGCUAAGAUUACUUUUAAAAAGAGAUUGAACCUGGCUAGGUGAGUAAGCCAUCUCCUUGACUAUAAAUGCACACUGUGUAAAUAUGAUGUACAUGUCCAUAAGAGAGUUUGGUUACAGGUUUCUGUGCAUGAGAGUGAUGUACUGAGACCAUUUGUAUACAAACAUACACCACAGACGUUUAUAUGACUUUAAGUAUAUGUGUAUAAUACAUCUCCUGUGGUAGGGUUGACGGGGAAAGUCAUCAGGUUGUUUUCUGUUCAACACUUUUGAUCUAUAUUGUACUUAUACAACGUGUGUAUAUACAAGCACUAACUCUUAUUUAGGGUAAUAAUAAUUUUGCUAUGUGAAUUGGAAAGUGGGACAUAAAAAAUAGAUACUGUCAUUAUUAUUACACCUACUACUACCACUGCAAUAUUUGUGUUGUACACUAAUUUUUCUUUUUACAAUUUCUUUUUCUCUCUUUUUUUUAAAGACAGGUUUUUUUUAUUUUAUCAAUGCUUACCACUAGGUGGGAAAUGUUGGCAGUGUCACAGUGAGAAUUUUGAGUCUCGUUUUAGAUUAAAAAAUUAAAAAGGACUACCUAUCCCAGCAUUCCUUGUUACAUCUCAGGCUAGGAGUCUUUUGUGCAGUGCGUUGUCAGGAGAGUAGUAUUUUAGAGCCAGUAUUAAACUUGUACAGAACAUUUUAAGAGAUUUUAGCUGUAUAGAACAUUUCUAGACGACUGUAAAGUGUCUCAAACACCCCCCCACCCCCCUUUCUCCCUCCAUCUUAUGUUCUGGAAUGCACUACUUUCGUUUUUGCUUACUAAAUUUGUAUGUAUAAAAUGGACACAAGGCAACACAAGCUGUUUACAUUGACAACCAAAAUCUCCAGCAUACCCUUAAGAACAUGGUGAGAGAUGAAGCUAGAUUUUGCCAGUUACGUUGUUAUUUUAGUUUUAAAAACCCGAAAUCUUUUGUGCUCCCACACUGCCAGCUCUCUUUAGACACCAGCGUUCACUCGGACUCUCCCUCGGCCUCCUGAACCAAGGAGACAUGCAGUACCUCACUUCCCUGUGCCUGGCCAACCUUUUUCAGUGUUCACUUCACAUCGCCUCCCCGCCCAUCACCACAUUCCCUUAUGUCCUUUCUUGCUUGGUUACUAACAUCUAUGGACAGAAGAGGAGAAAAAAAUCCUCAGCCCAUCUGUAACUCUGGGCUAUCAUAUAAUGUGUUUACAGCAACACAUGCUGGAUUCUUAUUAGUGUAUCCUCUUUUAGGGGGUGUUUCAGUAUCUGGUGGUAGUAACUUGAGGUAAAUAUAUGAAAUUACUUUCAUCAUCCUGCAGUGUUUAAAGGACUGGAGCUAUAAGGGUGCAAAGACUAUUGCUGUUGCAGAUGUGUGGAAAAGUGUGUGUAGCCUGCGCUGAAAUGUAUUGCAAAAUUGUGAUGUUUGAAAGGCUGAUGGAGAGCAUGGUUGUUCAGGGAGCUCAGAAAAAAAGGCCAAAUUACAUUCAGGUGAAAUGAUUACAGGAGAACUCUUUAACACAUGGGUUAUAGAACUUGUACAGAAAAUGAUUAACAAGUCAUUAAAAAGGAUACAAACAAAA